This is a messenger RNA of Penicillium digitatum Pd1, 1077 nucleotides long. RefSeq lists its product as uncharacterized. The record is from RefSeq and is a predicted model, not a curated record. NCBI's taxonomy places the organism in Eukaryota, Fungi, Ascomycota, Eurotiomycetes, Eurotiales, Aspergillaceae.
AUGUCGGAGCGCAAGCCCACAAGCCCCGAUGACCGCCGACGAGGCGACAUCGAUCAGCCUCUCGUUUCACGCUCGAAUAGAGACCGACAUAGAGAUCGAGACCAUCGCCGAUCGUCGUCUGCUCGCAGCGUCAGCAUCAGCGCGAGUUCGACUGCCAGCAACAGCACGGCCUCAAGUAGGAACCCCGCUCUGUCGCAAAAGCAUCCCAAUAAGAUUAGGCAGCCAGGUGUCGUCGUGACUGCCAUGUCGUCUUCGCCUGCCAUGCCAGGCUUGUCCAGCGCAUCGCCGUCACCGUCGAUCUCAUCUGUGGAUUCUAGACUCGGUACCGGUCUUGAAACGGCACAGGGAGAUAGCAGCACAGGUGGGAUCUACAUUUACGGUGACAUGACACCUUUGAUCACAACCGACAGCGACCAAGAGCCUACUCCAUCGCGCGCUUCGAUCUCGUCCUGGAACACGACCGCAGCAGCUUCUAUCUCAUCCGCGACGCCAUCAAUACCCAUGUCUCUAAUAGCCAGCACGGAGCAGCGCACAUACGCAUGCCUAUUCCACAUGCUGGACUGCCAUGAGUCCUUCGAUGACGGCGCAGAGUGGCGCACUCACGUCUUCAGCCACUUUCGCUCUCAUCCGACGCCGCCGUCAGCGCGGUGUCCGCUGUGUCCGAAUACUAAAUUCGUCGAUGGCAUCUUGGACCCCGUGUCAUCGCCUGCUCUCGAGGACGGCGAGUACGCCCGCUCUAUCGACGACACUCUUCAAGCUCCGUUGAAAGACUUCCCCUCCGCUUGGGAUCGUAUGCUCGACCACGUCGCUGCGAACCACUACUGUCUUGGCCAGACACUUGCUGGGAGUCGGCCUGAUUUUGAGCUUAUGCGGUAUCUUUAUGGAAUGCGGGUUAUCACGGAUGCGCAAUUUAAGGCUAUGCAGUUGCCACCUGCGCCGUCGAGUCCAGCUUAUCAUCGCUCGCAGGAUGGUGUGAGGGCUAGUAUUGGCUCUGCUGAUGAGCCGUACUGUGCGCCGUAUAGUAAGCGGCGGGAGGAGAGAAUGAGGGGGCAACACAGGGGUCUCGGAGUGUUGUAG